Messenger RNA from Aspergillus udagawae, 489 nucleotides. Its product is annotated as mediator of RNA polymerase II transcription subunit 31. The coding region runs from base 1 to 489 and encodes 162 amino acids. The record is from RefSeq and is a predicted model, not a curated record. The transcript has a single exon. Gene Ontology annotation, cellular component: mediator complex; core mediator complex. Gene Ontology annotation, biological process: regulation of transcription by RNA polymerase II. Gene Ontology annotation, molecular function: transcription coregulator activity. Lineage: Eukaryota; Fungi; Ascomycota; Eurotiomycetes; Eurotiales; Aspergillaceae.
AUGGACCAGCAGCCUCCGGUUCAACCCCAGCAACGUCCGACACCCUCCCUUACAAAUCCUCGCUUUACCCUUGAACUGGAGUUCGUGUCUUCACUCGCAAACCCCUACUAUCUUUCCCACCUGGCAGUAACUUAUCCGAACCUCCUGGGAAUCUCCAAAUCCGGCGACGACGGUAAGACCGGCACCGAGGCCUCAGACCCCGAAGCGGAGGCCUUCGCGGCGUACCUUGCCUACCUCUACUCUUACUGGAAAACACCCGAAUACGCACAAUUUCUGACGCAUCCUGGCGCGACUUUACGAGCAUUACGACUUCUACAAGAAGAGGCCUUCCGUCGCGACAUCAUUCGCCCUCAAGUCAUCGAAGCUUUAGCGGGGACCGGUCUUGAGGAUGGGCAAGGUCGACAGAACAUAGAGGCGGGAGACACGGGGCAUAACGAAGGAGACCAAGGGACACAGCAAGACAAGGAGAAUACCGCUUCAAAGACAUGA